AUGACUCCAGCGCCCAGCGGCAUCGCGCCUCCGGCCACACUCAAUAAACCAGCCUCGAUAUUCCGAAUGAACACCAUACCGAACAUGCAGCAGCUCGCAGCCCAGCAGCCUGGACAGCUUGCGCCUCCCCAGCACUCUGGCGCAUCCGCGCCGACAGCGCCCGCGCAGAGCCCAUCGCACGUACAACGAGGGGCGCAGAGGAUCAACGAUGCGCUGUCGCGCGAAGCCAGUUAUCCUGCGCUGGAUACAUACAUCAACCGUACUACAGAGGGCAUCUCUUCCGACUACGACAUCAAUCCGAACCCAGCGUGGGCACCGUUCCAGAGGCUGAAGACCUACGAGAUCCCAGAUCGAAUCUUUGAGCAGUACAAUCGCGCGCAGGUGUCGACUAUGAUGGGCCUUUUCGCAGAGCUCAAUCACGCUUGGGUCACGAUAGACAACGCGCUCUACCUAUGGGACUACACGCAUCCGAACCCGGAGCUAAUCGGUUUCGAGGAGCAGCCAAAUAACAUUACGGCGGUGAGACUGGUUGUUCCGCGCCCGAAAGUCUUUGUGGACCAGAUCACGCAUCUUUUGGUGGUAGCGACCACUUCCGAGAUCAUCCUCAUAGGCGUCGCUUCUCAGCGGGGGCCGGAAGGCGUCCAUGGUGUCUCGCUGUAUCAGACGCGAAUGCAAGUGCCUAUCAAAGGCAUCGACGUCAGCUGUAUAGAGGGCUCGAGAGACACCGGCAGGAUCUUCUUCGGCGGACGCACGUCGGACGAUGUGUAUGAGUUGACUUAUCAGCAAGAGGAGAAGUGGUUCGCCAAUCGGUGCGGAAAGGUCAACCAUGUCACUAAAGGGAUCUCGGCUGUCGUGCCUAGCAUCUCUUUCGGACACAAGGGACCACCCGAGCACGUGGUGCAGAUGGCAGUCGACGACACCCGCAAGCUGCUUUACACCCUCUCGUCUGAGUCGACCAUUCGAGUGUUCCAUAUGAAGCCCCCCAAUACGCUAGACCUCGCGCUUACCAGAAGAUUAUCAGAUUUUCGGACCCAAAUGUCACAUAUGAUUCAACGAACGGAGCUGUUGGGGCAGGGCGUGAAGAUUGUCUCCAUCAAUCCGAUCUCGUCCACUGAAGCAUCGAGGAUCAAUCUGAUGGCAGUUACUUCCACCGGCUGCCGAAUCUUCUUCAGUGCGACAACAUCUUACUACACCAACGACGCAUCUGCAGCCCCUACGAGCAUGCAGGUACACCAUGUCAAAUUCCCGCCCGGAGACAGAAACCCUGCCCAGUCACCCACGCAGGGUUCGUCGACGCAGGUAACCAGCUACCAAGGCGGGCCGGCGGCCGACACCAAUUCGAGAUCGCUUGUCUUGUCCCGGGCUGCUGCUCGGUUCCCGCCUGGAUACUUUUUCUGCUUUGUGCAAAGGAGUCAGCAGCGUGACAACGACACUCUAUUCGUCUCAGCUCCAGAUACCGGACGGAUCGCUCGACCGCAGGAGUCAACGCAGCUGACAAGGUUCGUUGAGCAAGCCUCGUGGAUCCCGCUCGGCAGUGUAAUGGCAGACAUUGGACUUGUGACGAAGCCGUUCGCCGCCGCUCGCACGCCACCGGGGUUUGGCAACGAAUUGGCCGUGCAGUUCGACACUACGACGAGCGAAAUCGCAAUUCUGACUAAUAAUGGAAUUCACACCAUGCGCCGCCGACGAUUGGUGGACAUGUUCGCUUCCAUGAUCCGACACAGCGGCGGAGGGCAAGAGGGCGUGGAAGGCGAAGUCAAGAACUUUCUGCGAGUGUAUGGGCGGGUAGAGACAGCGGCAACUGCGCUAGCCGUCGCUUGCGGUCAAGGUUCCGAUGUGAAUCCGGAGUAUCGAGGCACCCAGGUCGCGGAUAACGAUGUGUUAGAGCACGCUCGACGGAUAUUCAUCGAGCAUGGCGGCAAGGCAACGAUAAACGAGAACUCGCUCCUCGACCAGGGGGCCUCGGCGGUUGACAGGGUGCAGCCGUCGCCUCGACACGAUGGUCUGGCGCUCUACAUCUCACGACUGGUGCGGUCAGUAUGGAAGGAACCGAUUCUCAAGGAAGCCGUAACGCCUACUGGUGGCCUCACCGUGACACCGACAGUGCCUCUGGACAAGCUGCGAAAAGUGCAACACGAUCUCACACGGCUGCAAGAAUUCCUGGAUGCCAACAAGACCUUCAUCGACGGACUGGCGGGCUCGGACGCGCUCGGGCGUGUCGUAAACCGGCAGGAAGAGGUCGCCUUGCAGGGGGAGCAUGUGGCGCUUACCUCCUUGGUGCGCCUGAUCUCCAACAUCAUCGAAGGCAUAUCCUUCGUGCUCGUUUUGGCCGACGAGCGCGUCGACGAGGUCAUAUUCUCCCUCAACGACACGGUGCGGCAACAGGUCCGACAGCUCACGUUCGAGGGUCUCUUCUGCAGCGAGGCAGGAGCCAACCUAGCGCGCGAGCUCGUCAAAGCGAUAGUGGACCGAAACAUCAAGAAAGGAUCCAACGUCGAAACCGUAGCCGAGUCGCUACGCCGGCGAUGCGGGAGCUUCUGCAGCGCCGACGAUGUGGUCAUCUUCAAGGCGCAGGAGCAACUCAACAGAGCCGCCGAGACGGGCGCAACCUCUGAAACAGGCCGCGCGCAGCUAAAUGAGAGUCUCCGGCAGUUCGAAAAGGUGGCGGCGAGCUUGUCGAUGCGGAAUCUGCAGGACGCAGUGAAUGCCUACAUCUCAAUGGCUUUUUACGCUGGCGCGAUCCGGCUCGCGCUGCAGGUCGCGCAACAACGGGAUCGAGGCAACCGCGCUCUGAGCUGGCUCAACGACGGUCGUCCCGAGCAGGAUCCGCGAAAAGAGGCAUACGAGAGCAGAGCGCGCUGCUACGACCUCAUCUGCGCAGUCAUCAACAAGGUCGACGAAGCCAGCCAGCAAGCUCCCCCCGAUGCAGACGGACAGUACUCCGCGGUAGCCCGGCGGCGAGACGAGGCCUACGAGCAGAUCAACAGCUCCGAAGAUGAAGUAUUCCACACCUACCUCUACGACUGGUACCUGCACCAAGAGAAAUUCGACCGCCUGCUCGAAAUCGAGUCACCUUACAUCAUCACCUACCUGCAGCGCAAAGCGCACGACAACGCCAGAGACGCGGAACUGCUGUGUCGCUACUAUGCACGCCAUCAUAGCUUCUUUGAAGCCGCGACUGUGCAGCUGCAGCUGGCGAAGAGCAGCUUUGACCUGAGCUUGCAGGACCGCAUCGAGUAUCUCAGUCGCGCGAAGACGAAUGCAUCGACGCGGAUCACGGGGAUGGGCGAUGUGCGGCUGUCGAGGCAGUCGCGGCAGGAACUGACGCGCGAAGUGUCGGACCUGCUCGAUGUGGCCAACAUCCAAGAAGACAUCCUUACUCGACUGCGCGACGAUGCUCGCGCGACGCCCGAGCGGCGGGAGGAGAUUGUGAAAUCCCUAAGCGGGCAGAUCCUGCCUUUGCAAACCCUCUUCGAAGACUACGCCGACCAAGCCGGCUACUACGACAUCUGCCUCCUGAUCUACCACGCGGCCGACCAUCGCGAGAAAGCCGACAUCCGCGCAACGUGGCAGAACUGGAUCCAACAGCUGCACGAUGAGGCCACGGCUGCGGGCGAGGCGAAGCCGUAUGAAGUCGUCGCCGAGCGGGUUAGGAGUCUUGGCCGACGUGUGCACCUGUCCGAAUCUGUAUUUGAUAUAUCACUCGUCCUCCCCCUCCUAUCCCGCUACGCAUACACGCAUCAGCGUUCCAUGGCGCCUUUGAAUUGGCCCACCGAGCUCCUCCUCUCCCUCGGUGUGCCCCACGAAACCCUCAUCUCGGUGCUUGAGUCCCUCUUCUACAACGAGGAAGCGCCCUUCAUGGGCCGCGCGCGGCGGUACCCGGCUGAGAACAUCGUUUAUGUCGCCCAGCGAUGGUUAGAGGAGAGUCUGAGACAAGGGGGACCCGCGCUGGGAGGCGUCGAGAAUUGUGUUGCUGUUAGUGAGACGUUGGGGGUUGUGCUGGGGGCGGGGGUUUUGGAUGAGAUUGGGGUGGAGAGGGCGAGGGGGGUGAGAGAGGCGGUGGAGGCGUGUUUGAGGGGUUGA
Messenger RNA from Coniosporium apollinis CBS 100218, 4083 nucleotides. RefSeq lists its product as uncharacterized. Gene Ontology annotation, molecular function: structural constituent of nuclear pore. Lineage: Eukaryota; Fungi; Ascomycota; Dothideomycetes. The record is from RefSeq and is a predicted model, not a curated record. Gene Ontology annotation, biological process: protein localization to nuclear inner membrane; RNA export from nucleus; protein import into nucleus. The transcript has 4 exons. The coding region runs from base 1 to 4083 and encodes 1360 amino acids. Gene Ontology annotation, cellular component: nuclear pore; nuclear pore inner ring.